GCUUGCAUAUGCAAGAAGGAGAGAGAGACCGAGCGAGCGCUCAAUAUCGACUCCCUCUGCUACAGCACACACCUCCCUUCCCUUCUGGAUCAUCUUCCUCACCUAUUUUUUCUCCCUUUUCACAUCUUUAUUUUCCUUUUAUUUUUUCGUUCACCUGUAAAUCGUCUCCUUCCGCCACCUGAAUCCUUCAACGCUUCAUCCUUCGCUCAAUCGGAAGAGGAAAGAAAAAGGACGACUCUCUCUGCCUCCCUCUCCUUGCCUUCGGGAAUCGCGCAAUGUCGGUGGGAAUCGCGGCUUUUUUCCCGAAUCCGAUCGUCUUCUGGGCGUGAGAAACCGUGAGUUUUUCGUUCCGAUCGUCCGAUCAUCGUGAAGAUUUCGGCCCCCUGAGUUUGUUGUGAAAAAGGAACAAAUUCUGAUGAUUAUCGCGUGUUGCAAAGUGCGGAAAGAGAUUGAUAGUACCGGUAGCGAGUCAGGGUGUUGAUGUUGAGAAGGAGAGGUGAGAUAUUAUUGUCAGUUUGAAUUGCAUGGGGAGAGGAUGCCAGAGCCCCGAACCCGAGCCCGGCAGCCUCGACUGAGAUCAAGAAGAUUAGAUGAACUUCAUGCAGCUUCUCCACCUGUUGAUUUGACAGGUCCUAAUGCUGCAGUAGCUGUUCCUGCAAAUAGAGCAGCAAGAGGUGGUGCUGGAAGGGGGAAGGCUCGCAAUGCUUCGCCUGACAUGAAUGGGCGGUUGAUGAACAGCAGGCCUACUGCUGGUGGUAGGGGUCGGGGAAUCGUGUUGAUAGAGAUUGAUCCAGAGCAGCCGUGUGAUUAUACUCCAGUUGCUCUAAGGGGUGCGCAGGAUCUGGGUUUCAGGCAAGCUGCUCCUGAAGAAGGUGCUGAUAAAGAUAUGCCAAUCGAGAUUGGAAGUGGUGAUAAGUUGGUGGCAGCUGCUGACGAAGAAGGGAGCACGGCUCCAAUUCCUGAAACGGUUCAGGUUGGAAAUUCCCCUAUAUACAAGGUAGAGAGGAGAUUAGGGAAAGGCGGUUUUGGCCAGGUUUAUGUUGGUAGGCGACUGAAUGGUGGUUUGGACCGUGGUGGGCCUGAUGCAAUGGAGGUGGCCUUGAAGUUUGAGCAUCGCAGCAGUAAAGGCUGUAACUUUGGACCUCCUUAUGAAUGGCAAGUUUACAACACUCUAAAUGGAUGUUAUGGGCUGCCUUUGGUUCAUCAUAAGGGCCGGCUAGGAGACUACUAUAUCAUGGUUAUGGAUAUGCUUGGGCCAAGUUUAUGGGACCUUUGGAACAACUCAGGCCAACUGAUGUCUCCAAAUAUGGUCGCUUGCAUUGCCGUGGAAGCAAUUUCGAUUCUUGAGAAACUUCAUUUAAGAGGUUUUGUGCAUGGAGAUGUUAAACCAGAGAACUUUCUCCUUGGUCAGCCUGGAACUCCAAACGAGAAGAAGCUAUACCUUAUUGAUCUUGGUUUGGCAUCUAGGUGGAAGGACGCAUCAUCUGGCAAUCAUGUAGACUAUGACCAGAGGCCUGACAUUUUCAGAGGGACAAUCCGUUAUGCAAGUGUCCAUGCACAUCUGGGCAGGACAGGAAGCAGAAGGGAUGACCUGGAAUCGCUGGCCUACACACUUAUAUUUCUUGUAAAAGGAAGGCUUCCUUGGCAAGGAUAUCAGGGAGACAACAAGUCAUUCCUUGUCUGCAAAAAAAAGAUGGCAACUUCUACAGAGAUGCUUUGUUGUUUUUGCCCAGUCCCCUUUAAGCAGUUUCUUGAUGUUGUAACUAAUAUGAAGUUUGAUGAUGAGCCAAACUAUGCUAAAUUGAUUAGCCUGUUUGAUUGUCUCAUUGAACCAUGCGCAGUCUCAAGACCGGUCAGGAUUGAUGGAGCUUUGAAGGUUGGGCAAAAAAGAGGAAGACUUUUGGUUAACCUGGAAGAUGAAGAUCAACCUAGAAAAAAGGUCCGUUUAGGAAACCCUGCAACGCAGUGGAUUUCAGUUUACAAUGCACGCAGACCCAUGAAACAAAGAUAUCAUUUCAAUGUUGUAGAUUCAAGACUGCUUCAGCAUGUGCACAAAGGUAAUCAAGAUGGUCUAUUCAUCAGCUCGGUGGCAUCCUGCGCAAAUCUAUGGGCUCUUAUCAUGGAUGCAGGAACCAACUUUAGUGCCCAGGUUUAUGAGAUUUCAGCAUCCUUCUUACGCAAGGAAUGGAUAAUGGAGCAAUGGGAAAAGAACUACUACAUAACUGCCGUUGCUGGUGCAACCAAUGGGAGUUCCUUGGUGGUGAUGUCCAAGGGAACCCCUUAUAACCAACAGUCGUACAAAGUGAGCGACACAUUCCCUUUCAAAUGGAUAAGCAAGAAGUGGAAAGAGGGUUUUCAUGUCACAUCCAUGGCUACCUCCUGCAGCAAAUGGUGUGUAGUUAUGUCAAGAAACUCUGGGUUUUCUGAUCAGGUUGUGGAACUUGACUUUCUCUAUCCAAGUGAAGGAAUUCACAGGCGGUGGGAGAACGGAUAUCGGAUAACCUCAAUUGCAGCAACAUCCGAUCAAGCGGCCUUCAUAUUGAGUUCAAGUAGGCGUAGAAUAGCAGAUGAAACACAAGAAACUCUUAGAACAUCUGCAUUUCCAAGUUCCCAUGUUAAGGAUAAAUGGUCAAAGAACCUUUAUAUCUCAUCCAUAUGCUAUGGGAGAACCGUCAGUUGAUGUUUGAUGAGCUGGUUCGGUGGGUAUCUUUAAGAAAAAAUUUUCGAUAUUUUUCUUUGGUAUAUAAAUAUAUAUAGGGAAAAGAGAGAGAGAGAGAUGUCAGAAGGAAAAGUAAGUGUAAAGUAUUUGCUGCAUGCUUGUUCCCGUUUAGGGGACCUGAAAUCUGUAAAUGUGGCCUAAUUUCGCCGUAUAUGUCUUAAUGGAAUUUCUGAAAAUACCUGCUCAAAAUUGGGCAUGGCCCGGGCCAA
Messenger RNA from Nymphaea colorata (pocket water lily), 2928 nucleotides. RefSeq names its product casein kinase 1-like protein HD16. Bases 536 to 2680 code for a protein of 714 amino acids. The transcript is spliced from 18 exons. NCBI's taxonomy places the organism in Eukaryota, Viridiplantae, Streptophyta, Magnoliopsida, Nymphaeales, Nymphaeaceae. Gene Ontology annotation, cellular component: cytoplasm; nucleus. The record is from RefSeq and is a predicted model, not a curated record. Gene Ontology annotation, molecular function: ATP binding; protein serine/threonine kinase activity. Gene Ontology annotation, biological process: endocytosis; peptidyl-serine phosphorylation; signal transduction.